Molecule: messenger RNA, 1588 nt
Organism: Numida meleagris (helmeted guineafowl)
Lineage: Eukaryota; Metazoa; Chordata; Aves; Galliformes; Numididae
Product: glioma pathogenesis-related protein 1-like
Exons: 6
Coding region: 112-909 (265 amino acids)
Cellular component (GO): extracellular region
Source: RefSeq, a predicted model, not a curated record
ACGACAAGCCCAGCCCACAAGCCUUCUAAGCAACACAAGCCCACAAGCUGCCUGGAGAGCUAAAGCUGCCUUACUCUGCUCUUCAAGCUGGAAGACCAGUGGCGAAGUAACAUGAUAAGCAGAUUUUUCACUUGUGUGCUGGCCUUAUUGUGUUUCUGCCUUUCUUCUGGCUCCUAUCAACCGGAGACACUGCCUGAUAUUGGAGAUGCAGAGUUUAUUAAGGAAUGUGUGAGAACGCACAACAGAUUCCGGUCUGGAGUGAACCCCCCAGCCAGCAACAUGCUGUACAUGAGUUGGGAUCCAGACUUGGCAAAGACUGCGAAAGGUUGGGCAAAGAGAUGCGAGUUCAAACAUAACAUACACCUCCAAGAACCAGGGCAGGCUCACCCCAGAUUUACCCCUGUUGGAGAAAAUCUCUGGACUGGCUCGCUUUCAAUUUUUUCAGUGCAAGAAGCCAUCACCUCUUGGUACAACGAGGUCAGAGACUACACAUAUACCAGCAAUAGCUGUAGCGGAGUAUGUGGCCAUUACACACAGGUCGUUUGGGCUCAAAGCUACAAGGUUGGCUGUGCUGUCCACUUCUGUCCCACGGUGACAUACUUUCCAGGAACCAACGCAGCACACUUUGUCUGCAACUAUGGGCCAGCAGGGAAUUACAGACGGCACCCAUACGAGAGGGGAGCAAUAUGCAGCAAAUGCGAGGGCGAGCAGUGCAUUGACAAUCUGUGUCGAAACACUGAGCGUGACAAAGUCAUUAGUGAUUCCAGGUGGCACCCAACCUGGGACAGGCCCGCCUGCGAUGAGUACUGCAUCUCCGUGGUUGUUUUAAGGCUGUUACUUCUUAUUCUGACCAUUGUAGCCACCUGGAUCCUACCCAAAUACUGGUCUAUAGCACCUGCCACCAAGUAACACACAGGAGGCUGCGGCAGCACAGAGGUUUGUUUGUCCUCUCCCUGUGCUUGAGUCACCGGCAGCACUGGGAUGGAUGGACAUGUUUGCAUCCACAGAUCAUUCUGAAAUAAAGAAAUACCAUCUCCAUUUCAUGGAGGAGCUGGGAGAGCUGAUAAGGAGCCUUCUCAUUGUUCAGAAUCAAUAGGUGGUUUUAAAUUACCUGCUUAUUUUUCCAAAGUGGAGCACUGUGGCAGGGAUGGGUAUGCCGUGGAGCAGCUGCUCACCAUACUUCCCAGGGAGGGAGCGGAGUGUCUCCAGCCCAGCAGAGCAGACUUCUCUAUGCCUAUUGCAUUCUCUCCACAUGUACUCCUCCAGCAAGAUGCAGCAGCAUGGUUUUGGGUAGCCUGGAGAGAUUUUUUUUUCAUUUAAAGCUUUUCUUUCUGCAUAAUUUUUGGGCACAGGUGAGUUCCAGCAGGUGCAUCCAGCAGCAGGCAGUGUGUUUCCCUAUAUCACAGUGCACAGGAACCACUGGCAUUUCUCUUUGCUUAGAAUCUGUUUUCAAACUCGCAUAAUCUCUGCCAAGACACAGAGCUUCACCCACGUUUAAAUGUACCGCCUCAAACUUUUUUUUUCUUUUUCUGAGCAUGAGGUUUUUGACUUCUGCUUCAAACAAUAAACCACUAUUUCCUGCCUCCCA